GCGGGUGGCGGCGAUGACGGGGGCGGUGCGAGGCUCCCCUCAGCGUCAGGGCCCGGCAGCUCUGCGCGUCCCCGCGGGGGCCGGGCAGGGGAUCUGGCAUCGUUAGGGGCACACGGGGCGGCAGGGACGGGGGCCCAGUGCGUUUUGGGGUUCCCGUAGCGGUAGGGCUGUUGCCCCGGCAGCCCUCUGGGGUCCCCACAGCUGCAGCCGCAGCUCUGACAUCUGGUUAGGGGCAGAAGGCCCGGCAGCUCAGGAGCAGAUCCUCCCUCCUCAUGGGGCUGGUGGCAGCGCUGCUGUAGGCCUCAGUUAGAAAUCCCUGCUGCUGUAAAGGGAGGACUGGGGGCCUUCACACUAUAAAGGCAGGUAUUUUGCCACAGCAGAGCCAGCAGAGAGAUCCCCGUAGGUAUUGUGGUGGGUCUGAGCCUCUGCAGCAAAUGUGCAUGGGGAAGGCCUGCUGUAGGUGCAGGUUGGGUCCUCUGUGUUGUGAGAGCAUUUGGAUGUAGCUCAGAGACCCUCUCCUCUAUUCUUUUUCUAUGCAGAGAUCCCUGUGGCUAUAGACACAGCCCAGAAGCCACAACAAGCAGCUGGGGACGAGGGACGAGCACUUCAGCCUGCUGCUGGGAGCCGUGCCCACCAGUUGUGGCUCUUCUAUGCCUGUAACUGGUAAUAACCAUGGCAGCUCUGGAGGACAGAUGGGUUUCUUCCUUCUCCUUCCUGCUCUUCUGUGCUGUCUCCAUUCCAAUUCUGGGAAGUGCAAGUCUGGUACAGGAGUUGAGUCCCCAUGAGUAUUUCAGUGGCUUGCAAGCUAACAAGGCUUCCCUGGCUUAUUUCAGCCGUACUGUUUCUCCUGGUGUCCAGCUCUUCUUGGAACAGAUUGAAAACUCGGUUGAGGCUCUGCACGACUAUGGCAUUUCAGUGGUGAAGGUCAAGUGUCCCAAAGAGGAUGUCUCAAGAUACUGUGGAAAAGAGAAUGCAUUAAGGAAAGCCUACCUGUUCAGAGGUAACGUGCUGAUCAGAGAAUUCCCUACUGAUGCCUUGUUUGAUGUGAACUCCAUUGUUGCUAAUGUUCUCUUUGCUCUGCUAUUUCAUGAAGUUAAAUAUGUUGAAACACUGACGGAUCUUCAGAACAUAGAAAAUGCGCUGAAAGGGAAAUCGAACAUGGUCUUCGCAUACGUACCAGCUACUGGAACAGCAGAGCACAGAGCUGUGAUGGAGGUGGCUUUUGUCUAUGGAACUGUCCACCAGUUUGUCCUAACAACUGAGGCGACGCUGUUGAAAGAUGCUGGCAGCAACGAUCCUGAUGUAUCAUCUGCCCAGCUGUUGUUCUGCCAUUGCCAGCAGGCCACAGACCUGGCACAGCCCUGCAGGAGGACACCCUUGGAGCACGAUCUGACAGUGCUAAACAUCCACAGGCACCUCAAACUCAUGGGAGCUCCUCUUGUGACUGAAGUUGCUGAAGACCCAGAGAAAGUUUCCACUGUUCACUUACAGCUUGGGCUACCACUUGUGUUUAUCCUCAGCCAGAAAGAAACCUACGAGGCAGACAGGAGAACAGCAGAAUUUUUGGCCUGGAAACUCCUGGGAAAAGCAGGAGUUGCCAUUUUGUCCAGGGACGUUGUGGAUUUGAACAUUCUGCGGCGAUCAAACAUUGCUCUCAAAACACCGGAUGAGGGAGUGCCAAUCAAAUACCUGGUCUUGGAAGACACUGAGGAAGUUAUAACUCUGGUGGAGGAUAAGAGCAAGGUUAAACAAAUCCAGGAGAAUGAGGAUGAAGAUGAGGAAGAUGAGGAUGAAAAAGAGAAUGACGACCAAGAUGUGCAGGAUGAUCAAGUGGUGGAAGCAGUUUCCAGGGACAAGAAGAGAGAGCUGCCUCUGGAUCAGAUCCUUACUCUGACAGAAGAGACCUUUCACUCUGCCAUGUUGGAAGCUGCCCAGACAGUGGUGCUGUUUUAUGCCAGCUGGGAGGCAGUGUCCCUGGUGGUGCUACAGUCUUACACAGAGGUGGCUGAUCACCUGAAAGGAACUCAGGGGAUUUUGCUCUCUCGAGUAAACUGCUGGGACUGGCCUGGUGUUUGCACAAUGGAGAAUGUCACUCAGUUUCCUACAAUAAAAAUUUACAAGAAGGGAGAGCAACCAAUAACGUACAAUGGCAUGUUGGGAACUGAAGAACUGACCAGCUUCAUCAUGUUGAGUCAGGUUUCCUGCCCUCUGAAGCUGGCAACGAUUGAUGAAGCAGAACGGUAUUUAAGCGGAGAGCUUCCAUCUGAGCUGUCAUCCUAUCAACACUCUUUGGUUCUAGGAGUAUUCAGCACAGCCACAAGUAAAGUCAGGGAAGCCUUCACAGAGGCAGGAAGCAUCUUAAGUGGACAUGUAACAACAGGGAUCUAUUUCGAAGAUGAUGUCUUGGCUUUGUCCCAUAAAUAUGCAGUGUCUCCUCCUGCCCUCCUCCUUGCCAGGAGCAGCAGUCAGAGCGUAGAAGGCAUCUCUUUGUCCAAGCAGAGUGCACAGGACAUCGUGCAGAUGAUCAGAUACGAAUUGCUGGAUGUUUUUCCAGAAAUCACCGUGCAAAAUCUGCCCCACUACUUGCAACUCAGAAAGCCAUUCCUCAUCUUCUUUAGCGACGGUGACAUUGGUCAGAUAGAAAGCAAAGAAAUGCUGAAACUGGCAAAAGGGAGAUCUCAGCAAGCAUUUGUGUCAUGCUGGUUGAACUUGAAGAACACUCCAGUGGGCCGUGGGGUCCUGAAGGCGUACUUUGCCACCAUACCUUCGUUGCCUGCUCUUGUCUGGGUGAACCUUCAUGCUGGUGGUCAAGUAUUUAAGUUCCCAUCAGAGCAGUCUAUCACUGAAAUGAACAUCUUGUCUUGGCUGGAGAAACUGAAGGCAGGACUGGAGAUUCCCAGCAGUACCCUGUCUGAGGAAGACUGGAAACCACCUCUUCCUGCUUACAAUUUCCUCCAGAUGAUGGAAGCCGCAGGGCCCGAAUUCACCCUCCAUACCUCCUCUCACCAAGAGGACAGACGGGAGCAGCAGCAGCUGGAAGGCUCCGAAGAAAAAGCCACAGUCAGGGAGGAACCGAUUGAGGAAGCCAGGGUGAAAGCAGAGAAAGCCCAGGGCCCUGGGAGGGACCUGCGGGGGACAGCCCCGAGGCUGGCAGGGAGGGAAAAGCAGGCCAGGAGGCACAGUGAGCUGUGAGUGGGAGGCUGUGGGACAGUGCCCAGAACGCUCUUUUGCUUUCUGGGUCCUCAGUGAGUCUUCAUGGCAGAGAGAGAAGUGGGUUCAACUGUAAAUUAACAGCGAUGGGAUAUAACGGCCCCUAAGUUUCAGGCUAAAUUCUGUGUUGCAGUGUGUUCUGUGGUACCUGUGAUUGCUGGUAGCAGAAACACAUCCAUACGACACAUAGCUUGGCCCUGCUGGGUGCAGUCCGUGUUGCAUUCCACAGUAAAUGGUGAGAGCAGGUAUGCAUGAAGGUUGCUGCUGAGUUCUGCCUGCCUGAUCAUUAAUGGGGAGGCAGAGUGAGCUCACUUGGCAUACUGAGGGCUUGCCCACACAGCAAAUUAUGCCGGAAAAAUUGAAACACUGCGGCUUUUCUUCACAGUUUAUGUAUAUCUGGGCAGGAAGAGAGUGAGUGAUUCCAGGAUAAAGAGCAUUUAUCUUCCCUUCAUUUCAGUAGAAGCUCUACAGACCUGUGUUGGCAAGCUCUGCUCUCCAUAAGCAGUUAAAUCUGCACGGUAACUGUGCAGGGCUGGAAGGGCAAACAUACCUCUGGCUGGAAGGCUGAAGUGUUUAAACUGACAUGCGAUUGUUUACACCUGAGUGGUGAAUCGAAUCCAUGAGUGUUCUCAUUCCCAGGGGUAACAGCAUAUCUGGCCAAAGCGGCUUUAUUAUGAAGAGCUCAGGUCAUCACAACAGCUGUGAGUACCCAAAAUAAAAAUGUGCCAGCAAAGCCCAAGGGCGGGCAGAUUGGAAGAUGGCUUUGCUCAAUGCUGGCAUUUUCUUGGUUGUGAGCCCAGGGGGUUAUUUACAGCCUCUGCUGUUUUUCUUUGGUCUCGGUAACAGCAGUGGGGUUGGUGCCUUGUGAGCCAAGGAUGGUGCAGGAAAUGAGAUCUGCAGAAAGACCAGCGUAGAGAUAAGGGGAGAGAAGUGAGAUGCAAGGCUGGCAGUGCUGGGGACGGGUGGUGCCAGUGUGGGACAGAGCUGUUUCACAUCCUUCGGGUGAUGAGUGGGAGAUGUGGGGUGUGGGGAAGUGGCAUUUCAGCCUCUGCUGCUUUCCUUGGGACUGUCUGACUCCGUGCUACAAGACAGCAUGGGAUAUGACCUGGGGAGAGCAAUGUUUUAGGAAGAGAGCUUUGUCUAAUUCCACCGAUGGCCACAACAGCCUUCCCACUGCCUUUAGUAAACAUCUGCUCUGUUCCACAGCCCUGCUGAGAUGUGUGGGGAGGGUCAGAUCCUCCCCCUCCUUAUGGCUCCGAAGCUACUGGUGAGGGGAAAAAAUGAUGUUAAGGAAUUGCUAAGAGCGCUGUGAAGUCUCUCUCGUCCUGCAAGCAGCCCACAUAGAUGGGAAUAUUUUGAAAUGCCAAGGAACAGACCAUUAGUCCUGUGCCCUCCGUGAAGCCCGUAAUUGAAACAGACCAUUUUUGGACUCUGACAGGCUCAGAGCCAGAAUGUAUGUAUUUAAAGUAAUAAACUGUAGUAUGCGGUACACAGUCUUCCAUGCAACUGCAUUUUCCCAAGGAAAGGGAUAGGUCAGUGUGCAAGCAGAGCCUCUGUGAGUUCCCAUCGUUCCUCUGCAACUCGAAGCUGUAACACUGUGCUCCAUGACCUGUACACGGGUCAUUGCCAGCACUAUCCCAGCACUGGUGGCUGCUUUCCCUCUUACUGCAUCUCUCUCCCUCUUCAGGCAGACAGUGUGCAAUGUUUGGGCUUUUCACUCAUUUCUUAAAUAAACCCUUAUCUCAAGUUCA
This is a messenger RNA of Gallus gallus (chicken), 4961 nucleotides long. RefSeq names its product thioredoxin domain containing 16 (gene TXNDC16). NCBI's taxonomy places the organism in Eukaryota, Metazoa, Chordata, Aves, Galliformes, Phasianidae. The record is from RefSeq and is a predicted model, not a curated record. The transcript is spliced from 21 exons. Bases 673 to 3192 code for a protein of 839 amino acids.